Molecule: messenger RNA, 4089 nt
Organism: Danio aesculapii
Lineage: Eukaryota; Metazoa; Chordata; Actinopteri; Cypriniformes; Danionidae
Gene: galnt2
Product: UDP-N-acetyl-alpha-D-galactosamine:polypeptide N-acetylgalactosaminyltransferase 2
Exons: 16
Coding region: 143-1822 (559 amino acids)
Cellular component (GO): Golgi apparatus
Source: RefSeq, a predicted model, not a curated record
CCUCUAGCCAACCGCUGCUGCUGCUGAAGCCGUGUUAGUUGAGCGCUGUGGCCACAGCGAGACGCAGAACGUGGACGUCAGUGGCUUUUCAAGGCACAAACCUCGAGCGAGCCACUGUAUCACCGCAUCAAAAAACACAGCAAUGCGCAGGAAAUCUAGGAUGUUACUAUGUUUCGCUGUGCUUUGGGUUCUGGGCAUAGCUUAUUAUUUCUAUUCGGGAACAACGCUGAGUCGAAAGGAUGACUGGAGUGGCAUUAGAUCAAUCCGAAUUCAAACACACAGCAAUGCAGAUGACAAAGACCACAGCCUAGAAAGUCUUCCUCUAGGGAAGGUUCGGUGGCAGGACUAUGACCAGGAUCUAUAUGUUGGAGCGACUGUGGUGCGUCCAGGGCAGGAUCCCUACGCCCGAAACAAGUUCAACCAGGUGGAGAGUGACAAACUUCGAAUGGACCGCAACAUCCCGGACACCAGACAUGACCACUGUCGUCAUAAGCAGUGGAAGACAGAUCUACCUGCAUCCAGUGUGGUCAUUACUUUCCAUAAUGAGGCCCGUUCAGCCCUGCUGCGCACUGUCGUUAGUGUGCUGAAGAAGAGUCCUCCUCAUCUCGUCAAGGAGAUCAUCUUGGUGGACGACUACAGUGACAACCCUGAAGACGGUGCCUUACUUGGGAAAAUCGAGAAAGUCAGAGUCCUGAGGAAUGACCGUCGAGAGGGCUUGAUGCGAUCUCGAGUGCGAGGGGCGGAUGCAGCCACGGCCAGUGUACUGACCUUCCUUGACAGCCACUGCGAGUGUAAUGAACACUGGUUGGAGCCCCUGCUAGAAAGGGUUGCUGAGGAUAAGACUCGGGUUGUGUCGCCCAUCAUAGAUGUCAUUAAUAUGGACAAUUUCCAGUAUGUGGGGGCAUCUGCAGAUCUUAAAGGAGGUUUUGAUUGGAAUCUGGUUUUUAAAUGGGACUACAUGACCCUGGAACAAAGACGAGCUCGGCAAGGAAACCCCAUCGCUCCUAUCAAGACUCCCAUGAUUGCCGGUGGUCUGUUUGUAAUGGACAAGGACUACUUUGAGGAGCUGGGAAAGUACGACAUGAUGAUGGACGUGUGGGGCGGUGAGAAUCUCGAGAUCUCCUUCAGAGUGUGGCAGUGUGGAGGCAGUCUGGAGAUCAUUCCCUGCAGUCGAGUGGGUCACGUCUUUAGGAAACAACAUCCAUACACUUUUCCAGGAGGCAGCGGCACAGUGUUUGCCAGAAACACAAGGCGGGCGGCAGAAGUUUGGAUGGAUGACUUCAAGAAUUUCUACUACGCCGCUGUGCCUUCAGCCCGUAAUGUGCCGUAUGGAAACAUUCAGAGCAGGCUGGAAAUGAAGAAGAGAUUGGGCUGCAAACCAUUUAAAUGGUACCUGGAGAAUGUCUAUCCUGAGCUGCGGGUGCCGGAUCAUCAGGACAUUGCGUUUGGAGCUCUUCAGCAGGGUCAGAACUGUCUGGACACACUGGGCCAUUUUGCAGAUGGUGUGGUGGGGGUUUACGAGUGCCACAACGCAGGGGGCAAUCAGGAAUGGGCCCUGACCAAAGACAAAUCGGUGAAGCACAUGGACCUGUGCCUGACAGUGGUGGACCGCACAGCUGGCUCACAGAUCAAGCUUCAGGGCUGCAGGGAGAACGACACCAGACAGAAAUGGGAACAGAUCGACAACAACUCCAAGCUACGUCACGUGGGCAGCAACCUGUGUCUGGACAGCCGGAGCGCGAGGAGCGGAGGCCUGACGGUGGAGGUGUGCAGCCCGUCGCUCACCCAGCAGUGGAAGUUCACCCUCAACCUGCAGCCGUAGCUCCACGUCCAUCCCAGAAAGACCCCCUGCUCGCCCUCGGACAGCCUGCGCUGGGCACGCUCUCAGCCCUCAGAGAAACUCGCUGCCCGCACACAGACUCAGGGCCGCCACGGUGCCGCCUGCUGCUCCUCAAGGGCCACGGGGCCACCAAAACACAAACAAGAUGAUGACUAUUUCCAUCGUACUAUAUACCUCACUGUUUCAUGUUGUCCAGCUCUUGGAAAGUGAAUCUUAAGUGUCGAAAACUUUAUUUUUUUUUUGGGUUCCAAUUUUCUGGUGCAAAGGAUCCGUUUUCGUCUUUCCUUCUCUUAAUUUUUUGCCUUUUGGUGUCUUUUUCCAGCACAUUUUUAUUUCUUUUUUCCGCCGAUGGACGUCCAUUGUUGUUGUUUUUUUAUUUUUCUAGUCAUGUUUCCAAUAUCGUUGAAUGUAAAUGAUCUGUUUUAUGGAGGCUCCCUUCCCUGCGCUGUGAUGGGACUGGAUUUUAGUUUGGGUUUGGUUUAAUUUGAGGGCUCAUGGGAUGGAGGGGAGGACUCAUUUGCGGUGCGCGACACACACAUACACACUUUGACUGUGCUGCCAGAUUUUCACAGAGCGCACCCUAACGGAGAGGGAGAAAUCAAAAGACCAAUUCUUUUUGUUGUUUUCUAGUUUAUAUUCAAUUGUCUUCUUUUUGUUGUUGUUCGGUUAAAGGUGCAAUGUGUAAAGAUUCAACCCGCUUCCCGUGAGUGUGUCCUGAAGGAGAACCGAGGCAUUGUACAGAACAUGACUGCUGGAUUCACAUACUGUAGCACUGGCUGCUUACCAAUCUGAAAUACACACAACAAAAACCAGUUGUCAGCCGUUUGUCUCUCAGUAAUCACUCUAUGUAGCCUUUAUUUACCAGGCCAAGCGUAUCAUGUUGAUAUCUCCAAACAGAGCUUGCACUUGGGACGGAUGUGCAUUACUCCUCAUCUUCGACUAUUUUGUCCGACUUCUGUCCAUCUUAACAUUAGCGCUGGUUUCUAAUCAUCCUGGAUGAUUUUUUUUUUUCUCAAGACCAAUGGUGAUCCUCAGCCGCUAUGGCCAAACUUAACACGCUACAUCAUUACUGGAGCGUCCUGUUUCCUUCUUUUCAUGGUUAACAGUUACUGCCUUUGUUUAUCCAUGAUACUGUAAUGAAAAUGUGAGUGUUUGUGUGUGCACGGGUGUGUCUGGACUCACAAUGGAAGAAUGCAAGAUGGUUUUAUGUGUGUGUGUGUGUGUGUCUAUUAAUUCAUUCACACCCCCAAAAUGCUUUCUAACCUUGAGUUAUUGUGGUACUUCAGUUGACAGAUCUAGUGUUACUGUAAAUCCAACGGACAAAACGCCUGUGAUAUGUGAAAACCGAAUCAGUUAACCCAUGUAUAACUCUGACUAACUUAUUGUAGGCUAGGAAAUCCGGACUAAAUGAGUGUCUGGCUGCGUUUGGGUCAGCUCUCCUCAUGUAUCAGCAAGUAAGUGUUAUGUUAAUCCUAGACUUGUAUAUGUUGGAUUCGUCUGCACCGGCCUGUGUUUGUUCCCACAAAUUCUCCAUAAAACCCGCGGAGGACUCUCUGUCUUGAUGUUUCCAAGUCUGGACAGAGAUCGUGUGGCCUUUAGGAAGACAUUCAGUCCACUUGCCUGUGUUUUUUGUUGUCGUGUCUGAUAAAUGAGUGGAUAGCAGGUGUUGAUGUGGACUGCACUUUUUUGCCAUACUGAAUAAUGCCACCUUUCUCCAGUUUAACAGGAGAAGCCAAUGAAUGGUAUAAAGUUUGGGCUUUUAUUUUCUUUUUUUUGAGAACUCGGCCAAAUUCGGAGCAAUAUGUGAUGGCUAAUCUUUUGAAUUGGAUAAAAUGUUUACAUAGCACAGUGUGCCAAAGUCAUUUGCUGUUAAAUCGAAACAUGAAAACACACUUCAACUUCAGAUUAGGACAGUUUGAUUCUUUUUUUUGUUUUUUUUGUCAGUAAAUGAAGGACAAUGUGACCCCAUUUUUUAUUUUAUUUUUUAUGUCUUUUUGGUUUCCUUGAAAGCCAGUUUUAGGAAGAUCUUGACGUUGCGGAGGAAACAGCGUGGGGUCAGCAGUUGUAAUGGUGUAUAUGUGUGUAUAUACAGUAUGUAUGUCCAUGCAUGUACAUUUACACAUUCAGUUGCAGUUAUAGUGAUUUGGUCGACUGUACAGCGCUUGUAUUUGUUCAUUGUUUUAUAGAUAUUGCCAACGUUUGAAUGACGGAAAAUAAUUAAAUUAAAUAAUAAAAAAAAUUAUAUACAA